Molecule: messenger RNA, 2865 nt
Organism: Haliotis rubra (blacklip abalone)
Lineage: Eukaryota; Metazoa; Mollusca; Gastropoda; Lepetellida; Haliotidae
Product: general transcription factor IIF subunit 1-like
Exons: 7
Coding region: 612-1931 (439 amino acids)
Source: RefSeq, a predicted model, not a curated record
UUCCAAAGGUUGUUUGGUUAAAAUGACUGUUAGAAUGUGUUUCAGCUGUGUGCAGUACUGUGCCAACGACAUCGAUCUGUAGUCGAUACCGAGGAUGUAUAUCAAGAUGAAGAUAACUGUACUGUUUGUCACAUUAAUGUGGGUACAAUUUGCUUCUUCAGUAUCUCAAGACCUGAAGGUUGUGUACACGAAUGGGUCAGCUAUUCCAUUCCACAACAAAACCCUAUGUUAUCAAGAAUGGUAUGACGUGCAAUGCGACAAGGAUUGGUUUGCACCAAUAAGAAACAUAUUUGCGCUCAAAGACCCGGCGUUUUCAUCAGAUAACAAUUGCACUGGCCAGAACACAUACCCAAAACAAUGUUGUAAUGUGGAUCCAACUGACUGCAACUUUACAAGCAUUAAGGACUUUGACCAGAUUAGAAAUGUGUGUUCGGGGAAGACAUAUUGCAAGGGCAGAGAGCGCCGUGGCACCCUGUGUAUGAAAAUAAACCCAACAUGCGCUGCCCAUAUCAACAAGGGUUGACAUCUGUGUUGACAACCCAAUACGUCACAACGGAAUACAUGUGUGCACCAUAUCGAUCAAUUCAGCCCAUGUGUGAAAGGGGACAAAGAUGGGGAAAGGACUGUUUCUGUCGUCAAAAGAUUAUCCCGACUACCAUCCUCAACAAACAGGCUUCAACUGUUCUUGCCAGGUUGUGUUUGGGACCAAUACAACACUGAAGGUUGCAGCGAUUGAUCUACGACUUUGUUCUUCCAGUAGCCGAUGUGGGCGUAUUCUCAACAUAGGUGAUGCCCCGCCAAUCAGUGUCACCAACACAGUGGAGGAGAAGGAUCCCUCCUUACCCGAUUCAAUCUAUGGCAUUGUUGGAAUGAAGGAAAUCUACUCGGUCGCAUCAACAACUGGUCACGUGACGGUGGAACUGACGGAUGUGGAUUCCAAGGAAGACGUAUAUUUAUGGAUGUAUCUGUAUGCAGAAGGUUCCGAUAUGACCGUAACAUGUGAUGAUGUGACUACGUUCACUACAACCACCACAACCACCACGACAACAACUACAACUGCACCAACCACAUCAACCACACCGACUACACCCCAAGAUCCACAACGCCCACAACAACGUCCAAACUUGACGACUCCUGUAACCACGACACCAACUACAACAACUGCGGCUACUACAACUACUAAACACCAAACACCAACUCCAGGCGCUCCAAAUAAAGCCGAGAACAAUAUCGGCUGGAACUAUGCGCCAGUGUGUAACUGUGAACGUGUAUCAGCUCUAUCAAGGAAGCUUUAUUAUAUCGAGCUGGCAUCAUCCGCGCUCGGAGGUAUUGUCUUCACUGCAAUAUGCUGGUGCAUGUAUUCUAUGUGGCACAAGCAUAAAAAGGCCAAAAAGGCCAAAGCCCUGAGAAGGAGGAAAGUCUCUGACCAGUUUCCCAUGGACGGAGGCAGAAAGAACUACUUCAACAACGACACACGGAGUGUCUACAGCAUCGAGCCAUGUGACUCAGCUUCUCAGGUAGGGGUUGCAAAGCCACGCUAUGUGAACUAUCUCAACAGAAACCAGCAAGCAGCCCGACAAGCCCAGAAAGCAAACCAGAGAGGAGCUAACCAAGGUGCCCCACGGAAAGUAUCUAUUACGCAUGAUGUCCCUAAUGAAUACGAUGUGAUAGAUGAGGGUCGCACGAAGACAAAUGACGAGGAAGUGCAGUCGAAGGAUGAUAUCAUCAACAAGCUGGCUGAUAAGUUCAGUGCAUAUCCUGACUUAGAGAAGGUAGUACGGCAGCAAGCUAAAGAACGUGUCAAUUGCCAUUAUGAGACUGAUAUUAAUGAUGAUACUGACAUCAAGAUUAUCCUCGGCGGCUUUGGGUUGGAAAUACUAAAACAAACCUUGUCAGACAUGGAAUCACAAGAUCAAAGUUGUCCGUCUUAAGUGCUAGCUAUUGGUUCAUGUAGAACACAACUAGUCAUGUACGUGGUACAAACGAUCCCUAAUCUGCCUUCACUACUUUUGUACCUUCUUUGUAAUGCAUUACCUUCACUUAAUCGUACUUGGCCCACAUGUGUCUUAAUCGUUACAGAGUAAAUAGGCCUAUUCAAGAUCGCGCAGUAUGUGGUAACUGAUUGCUGAUUAUGAGAUGCUGAAUGCUUAGAAAUAAUGUCGUUUAUAUUACAUAAUAGUUAUGUGACUAAAUUGGGAAGCUCAGGUUUAGCUUAUCCUGCCCCGUGCAAGCAUGUAUGCUACAGAAAGAUACAAAGAUCAUCUCGCUACUUACGAUUGAUUUUUCUGGAUGACCUACGCAUGGUCAUAAUAACACAGGUACUUCAACACUUGUGAUUAACUCGAAUUAAUAAAACACCUUUUAGAAAACACGACAUGUGCUACUGAUGAUUGCUGGUAACACAUGUCUAAGGUGUUCGUCAAAGUAUACAAGUGGUCCACAAAAAAAGCGGGAAGACAGUUUUCUCCUGUUUGCAACUCGGCGUCAUAGCUUCCUGAGUCCCCCACUCACGGGCUGAUCUGGGGUAUUGUUGAUCUGGGGUAUUGUUGAUCUGGGGUAUUGUUGAUCAAAUAUUGUUUGUUGGCUUUGUGUGGCACAGCAAUGUUUUGUUCACGGAAUAUGGUAAUUCAACAAAUGCACACAACUUGUACGUAUUAUCUUUUAGUGGUGAUCGUUAGCAGUAGCGUAUAAUAAUGGACAUGUUUCAUCAUGUAAUGUAUAUUAGCUGUUGUUUUUUGUGCAUAUCCAUAUCGCUGAAGAUAACGAGAUGACGUUAUUAUUGUGAGUCAUCUGCUGAUUUCUUGCGUCACGUGUUCCUGCUAUGCAUGUACUUUAGAAUUGGAAAAAAUAAAUGAUCGAAACUAA